AAUUCCCAAAUAGUGGGGUCUAAUUGUAAACACAAAAAUUGUAGGAAACGAGACAAAUCUGAGGAAAUUGAAUGCGAAGUUGGGUGAAUACGAUUCACGACACAUACACACACUCGAGUGUAUCUAUCUGUAUGUAUAUUAGCGAAAUGAUCCUUUGCUUGUUUUGAUCUUUGUGGAUAGAAGUCACCGCCCCCACCCCUCACACAAUAAUAUCAACGCAAUACAAUACACACACUUUCAGAGAGAGAGAGAGAUAUUCAGAGAGAGAGAGAGAGCGGGAGAGAGAGACUGAGAGAGAGGGGGGAGAGAGAGAAGGCGACGGUCUGAGAGUGAUUGUUGAUUGUAAUUGGCUGAAUAACUGUAGAGAUGGGGUUAAUAUCUGGGAUUCUGAUGGGGAUGAUCACUGGAAUUGCAUUGAUGGCGGGUUGGAGUCGGAUGAUGAAGUAUCGAAGCAACAAACGUAUUGCUAAGGCAGUUGACAUUAAGCUCCUUGGAUCCCUCAGUAGAGAUGAUUUGAAGAAAAUUUGUGGAGAGAACUUUCCCGAGUGGAUAUCAUUUCCUGUUUAUGAGCAGGUAAAAUGGUUGAACAAGCAACUGAGCAAACUCUGGCCAUUUGUUGCAGAUGCAGCAACGGCAAUAAUAAAAGAAUCUGUUGAACCUUUGUUAGAGGAAUACCGACCAGCAGGAAUUACGUCAAUGAAGUUCAGUAAACUGUCCCUUGGAAAUGUGCCUCCUAAGAUUGAAGGCAUUCGUGUUCAGAGCCUUAAAGAAGGCCAAAUUACAAUGGAUAUUGAUUUCCGGUGGGGUGGUGAUCCGAGCAUCAUCCUAGGCAUUGAGGCUGCAAUGGUUGCUUCUAUACCCAUUCAGUUAAAGGACCUCCAAGUUUUUACUGUCAUUCGUGUUAUCUUCCAACUUACUGAUGAAAUUCCAUGCAUCUCUGCUGUAGUUGUUGCCUUACUUUCUGAGCCAAAGCCAAGAAUUGAUUAUACUCUUAAGGCUAUCGGAGGGAGUUUAACAGCUAUACCUGGACUUUCAGAUAUGAUAGAUGAUACCGUAAACACCAUUGUCACAGAUAUGCUCCAGUGGCCCCACAGGAUUGUUGUUCCAAUUGGUGGUGUACCUGUCGACACAAGUGAUUUGGAGCUUAAACCACAAGGGAAGCUUACUCUGACAGUAGUUAAGGCAAAUGAAUUGAAGAACAUGGAGAUGAUUGGAAAAUCUGAUCCAUAUGUGGUUCUGUACAUAAGACCGCUUUUCAAGGUUAAGACAAAGGUUGUCGAUAAUAACUUGAAUCCUGUUUGGGACGAGACUUUUGAGUUGAUUGCCGAAGACAAGGAAACUCAGGCUCUCAUAUUUGAGGUCUUUGACCAAGACAUUGGACAAGACAAGCGUCUGGGUAUAGCAAAGUUACCAUUACGUGAGCUGGAAGCUGAUACGACAAAGGAGAUGCAGCUGAGACUGAUGCCAUCGCUAGAUAUGCUUAAGAUAAAAGAUAAGAAGGAUAGGGGUACUAUUACUGUUAAGGUUUUGUAUCAUGAAUUCAACAAAGAAGAGCAAUAUCAAGCCCUGGAAGAUGAGAAACGAAUUCUAGAAGAGAGAAAGAAACUAAAAGAAGCAGGGGUUAUUGGUAGCACGAUGGAUGCUGUGGGGGCAGUGGGCAGUGGUAUUGGUGCUGGAGUCGGGAUGGUGGGUACUGGUCUCGGUGCUGGAGUUGGGAUUGUCGGGAGUGGCUUCGGAGCUGUUGGAAGUGGUCUGAGCAAAGCUGGAAAGUUUAUGGGCAGAAGCAUAACAGGGCAGUCUACUUCUAAGAAGAGUGGUACAAGCACCCCAGUCAACUCUACUCAGGAAAAUGGUGGCGCAAAACCACUUUAGUAAUUUAGGAUUGUCAGACCUAAAAUGUUUAUGAUUUAUGUAUCAAAACUUACUUGUGGAUUAUUUACUUACGGAGUAUAUUUGGUAUAAUUGUUUUUUCUUGUGCUAGUGUGAUCUUGUGACAACAUGAACUUUAGCUUUUCCAUUAUUUGCUUGAUUCGUACUGCUGAAUAAGAAUGUGGUUUAUAUGUAAUUUCUCCCCUCCGGUUGUAUCCUUUGAAUAGAAAAGAAUUGAUUUCACAA
Molecule: messenger RNA, 2115 nt
Organism: Daucus carota subsp. sativus
Lineage: Eukaryota; Viridiplantae; Streptophyta; Magnoliopsida; Apiales; Apiaceae
Product: calcium-dependent lipid-binding protein
Exons: 12
Coding region: 367-1872 (501 amino acids)
Cellular component (GO): endoplasmic reticulum
Molecular function (GO): lipid binding
Source: RefSeq, a predicted model, not a curated record